AUUACAUCAACCCUCAGUCAGCAAAUGUGGAUCAUGGUUAUUUAGGAUAUUCGCUGCUUGUGGGCAUACCCUGUAGAACCUGGAAUUGCGUGAUUAUCUGCAGAACUUUCCUUAAAGCAGCAAUGACUUGUAGGUGAGACCUUGCUGGUGCCUUGAAUAACUUGAGCACACCCAGACAGUUUCAUCACAGUGAUAGUCUGUGAUAUAUAGGCUAGAUCAGAUGACACGGAUUGAUUAUUAAAAUUAUGACCAACAUUCACGUGCCGUGGCGAAGUGUCUGUAGAAGGAGCGUUCUUGGUUCAGUUUGUGCGUCGACGUGUGAAGUAGAACAUGGAGAAUAAGAAUAACCGUGGAUCGGCACUCUUGGAGAAUGUCAGGCAGAUAAAAAGUUUUUCCUGUCUUCCAAGUCGUAAAGAAAGACAAGUUACGAGCUGUUCUCCCCACCAGGAGUGGAGAAGAGGUGGAGCCGCUUCCCAGCAGUCAGUGACCAAAUAAGGCUGGGCUUUGCAUCGGCCGGUAAGUGGGGAUCGGGGUGACGCAAGUGUGACAGUCCGCUGGUUCCGUCCACUGAAGUUUCAGAUGCAUGAAGCUGAGAGGGUCCUGGCCUGUUCCUCCCCCUCAGGUCACUUUCUUUCUGGAGCGUAAUCCCGGCCCUUGUAGCUAUGCCAUCCGACCUGGCGAAGAAGAAAGCAGCGAAGAAGAAGGAGGCGGCCAAGACACGCCAGCGGGCCAAGAAGCCGGAUGAGGUGGGCGAGGCGGGGGACAUGCCGGAGAGUCGCGUGGACGGGGCAGAGCUAAAUGGCAUGGCCGGCCUGAAACAGGAGCUGGACGAGUUCGAGCUGAGGAAGACGGAGGCGCGGGCCGUGACAGGCGUGCUGGCCUCGCAUCCCAACAGCACAGACGUGCACAUCAGCAGCCUGUCCCUAACCUUCCAUGGUCAGGAGCUGCUCAGCGACACCAGCCUGGAGCUCAACUCGGGCCGCCGCUAUGGCCUCAUCGGCCUUAACGGCACAGGGAAGUCCAUGCUGCUGUCGGCCAUCAGCCACCGUGAGAUGCCCGUCCCUGAGCACAUCGACAUCUUCCACCUGACGCGUGAAAUGCCUCCCAGCCAGAAGACGGCGCUACAGUGCGUCAUGGAGGUGGAUCAGGAGAGGAUCCUGUUGGAGAAGGAGGCCGAGCGCCUGGCCCACGAGGACUCGGAGUGUGAGAAGCUGAUGGAGCUCUAUGAACGGCUGGAGGAGCUGGACGCCGACAAGGCCGAGGUGCGGGCCUCUCGCAUCCUGCACGGCCUGGGUUUCACUCCCGCCAUGCAGUGCAAGAAGCUGAAGGACUUCAGUGGUGGCUGGCGCAUGCGUGUCGCCCUGGCCCGGGCGCUGUUCAUUAAGCCCUUCAUGCUGCUUCUUGACGAGCCAACCAACCACCUGGACCUGGAGGCCUGUGUGUGGCUGGAGGAAGAACUGAAAAUGUUCAAGCGGAUCCUCGUCCUGAUCUCCCACUCGCAGGAUUUCCUGAAUGGCGUGUGCACCAACAUAAUCCACCUGCACCAGAGGAAGCUGAAGUACUACACGGGUAACUAUGACCAGUAUGUGAAGACCAGGGCAGAACUGGAAGAGAAUCAGAUGAAAAGGUACAACUGGGAACAGGACCAGAUUGCCCACAUGAAGAACUACAUUGCACGGUUUGGGCACGGCUCUGCCAAGCUGGCCCGGCAGGCGCAGAGCAAAGAGAAGACCCUGCAGAAGAUGGUGACAUCGGGCCUCACGGAACGCAUAGUGAAUGACAAGACCCUGUCAUUUUAUUUUCCUCCCUGUGGGAAGAUCCCGCCUCCGGUUAUCAUGGUGCAGAAUGUGAGCUUUAGAUACUCUGCCGACAUGCCAUACAUAUAUAAGAAUCUGGAGUUCGGUAUUGACCUGGACACGCGCGUUGCUCUUGUGGGCCCGAAUGGGGCUGGCAAAUCCACACUGCUGAAGUUGCUCAUGGGUGAGCUUCUGCCCACAGAUGGUAUGAUCAGGAAACACUCCCACGUGAAAAUUGGCAGGUACCACCAGCAUCUGACUGAGCAGCUAGAGCUGGACCUGUCUCCAUUGGACUACAUGAUGAAGUGCUAUCCGGAGAUCAAAGAGAAAGAGGAGAUGAGGAAGGUCAUCGGGCGCUACGGCCUCACUGGGAAGCAGCAGGUGAGCCCCAUCCGGAGCCUCUCUGAUGGUCAGAAGUGCCGGGUCUGCUUCUCCUGGCUGGCAUGGCAGUGUCCUCACAUGCUGUUCCUGGAUGAGCCCACCAACCACCUGGACAUCGAGACCAUCGAUGCCCUGGCAGAUGCCAUCAAUGACUAUGAGGGCGGCAUGAUGCUGGUCAGCCACGACUUCCGGCUCAUCCAGCAGGUGGCACAAGAGAUCUGGGUUUGCGAGAAUCAGACGAUCACCAAAUGGAAUGGAGACAUCUUAGCCUACAAGGAGCACUUAAAGUCAAAGUUCAACAGGCAGACACACGACAUCUAAGCCCUUCAGAUGUCACUGGCUUUAACACUGGACUCGUGUUGUACACUUUUAUGGACUUUUUUUUCCUUCAUUUUUUCCUGCCCUGAAUGAAAGCCAGUUCCCAUUUUAGCAUUGUCCUCCAGCUAUACUGUCUUUCGACUGCCAUGAUCAUAAUUAAAUUCUUGUUCUUCCAGUAAAAUGUUAUCAGUGUUUGAACAAUAAAAUGCUAUUUCUCCUUAUAACUUCCUGCACAGGACAGAUGACAUUGUUUUGUCUCGUGGAUAAAUCAGCUGAACUACCCUUUAAAAUUUUGUGAUGUCACAGGCGCGUGGGAGAGGCAGGCAGGGGAACAAAUGGAUGCGAAGACAUGAUGUAGAGAGGAGUAAUGCUCUUCUAAUGUCUUUAAGAAGAUAGUUGGGUGCUCACACUACUACCAUUCACACAUCAGUCACCUCAUGGUGGGCCACUUGUCAGGUAUGAAGAUACCACUUACCGUGAUAGGAGGGGGGCCGAAUCAGGCUUAGCCAAUCCCCUAGCGCCAUGUGCUACAAAAUGUACUUUUUAAAAUGUAAAUGCAAUAAUGGUUUGUCUGAAUAAAAAAUAUCUUGUAUCUAAA
This is a messenger RNA of Paramormyrops kingsleyae, 3093 nucleotides long. The record is from RefSeq and is a predicted model, not a curated record. NCBI's taxonomy places the organism in Eukaryota, Metazoa, Chordata, Actinopteri, Osteoglossiformes, Mormyridae.